AUGAAUCCAGCUGUCUCAAAUUUAGCUCUCAUGCUUGUCAUGAUGCAAGUCUCAAGAAAAUUGAACUUUGAAGAUCCAACCGUUGUCUUCUACGUCAGAGUCGCUUUCGCUACUGCAACCAUUGUUACCUUGGGUGUCUACUUUUAUGUCAAGAGUAUCAUCAUCAAAAAGAAUGACUUAACCACUUUGAAAUUUGUCACUCCUCCAAAUGCUAUGGCUGGUGAAACUGAAGAAAAAUUAGAAGUCACCACUGUUAAAGAUUAUGAUUUAAAACAAGUUCAAGCUGCUAUUAAAGGUGUUUACACUAAUUUGGCCAUGAUGGGUUUCAUGCAUUUAUACAUGAAAUAUACCAACCCAUUAGUUAUGCAAUCCAUUUCACCAGUUAAAAGUGCUUUUGAAUCAAAUAUUGUCCAAAUUCAUCUUUUCGGUAAACCAGCUAGUGGUGACUUGAAAAGACCAUUCAAAGCUGCCUCAAUGUUCGGUGGUUUCGGUGGUCAAGAUUCAGUUAAAACUGAUAAACACUCUAUCGAACAAGCUGAAAAAGCUGGUAACGGUGGUGUUAAACAAGAAUAA
Molecule: messenger RNA, 573 nt
Organism: Hansenula anomala
Lineage: Eukaryota; Fungi; Ascomycota; Saccharomycetes; Phaffomycetales; Wickerhamomycetaceae
Gene: SND3
Product: Snd3p
Exons: 1
Coding region: 1-573 (190 amino acids)
Biological process (GO): protein targeting to ER
Cellular component (GO): mitochondrion; endoplasmic reticulum
Source: RefSeq, a predicted model, not a curated record